CAGAAUUGGCCUGGGCAGGCGUGUGACCCCAGUGCCCCAGACGGGCUGUGCCCCAACAGCCACCUGUCUUCCUACCCAUCUGCUCCCCAGAGUGCUGCCUGCUCUGGACCUGAGUCCUGGAGCCCUUCUCUACCCGGAUAGGUUCUAGAUCCUCCUCCUCCUUGGCCCACCUGUGCCCCACCUGUACCCCACCCCACUCUGCCCAGAAGUGCAAGAGCCCAAGCCGCCUCCAUGGCCCCAGGACGGAUUCAGGGGAGAGGCCCCAUUCAGGGAGCCACUCCAAGCAGACAGCCUGGCCAGAAUGGAGCUGACUGAAUUGCUCCUCGUGGUCAUCCUUCUCCUAACUGCAAGACUAACUCUGUCCAGCCCGGCUCCUCCUGCCUGUGACCCUCGACUCCUAAAUAAACUGCUUCGUGACUCCCAUGUCCUUCACAGCAGACUGAGCCAGUGUCCAGACAUUAACCCUUUGUCCACACCUGUCCUUCUGCCUGCUGUGGACUUCAGCUUGGGAGAAUGGAAAACCCAGACGGAGCAGACCAAGGCACAGGACGUUCUGGGAACCACGACCCUUCUGCUGGAGGCAGUGAUGGCAGCGCGGGGACAGCUGGGCCCCACUUGCCUCUCAUCCCUCCUGGUGCAGCUUUCUGGGCAGGUCCGCCUCCUCCUUGGGGCCCUGCGGGGCCUCCUAGGAACCCAGCUUCCUCCACAGGGCAGGACCACAGCUCACAAGGAUCCCAGUGCCAUCUUCCUGAGCUUCCAACAGCUGCUCCGAGGAAAGGUGCGCUUCCUGCUGCUUGUAGUGGGGCCCACCCUCUGUGCCAAGUGGACCCCACCCGCCACAGCUGUCCCAGGCAGCAUCUCUCCAUUGCUCACACUGAACAAGCUCCCAAACAGGACUUCUGGAUUGUUGGAGACCAACUCCAGUGUCUCAGCCAGAACUACUGGCUUUGGACUUCCGAACAGGCUGCAAGGAUUCAGAGCCAAGAUUCCUGGUCUGCUGAACCAAACCUCCAGGUCCUUAGACCAAAUCCCUGGACACCUGAAUGGGACACAAGGACCCUUAAGUGGAAUUCACGGACUCUUUCCUGGGCCCUCACCCAGGACCUUAGGAACCCCGGAUAUUCCUCUGGGAACUUCAGACAUGGGCUCCCUGCCACCCUACCUCCAGCCUGGAGAUUCUCCUUCCCCAGCCCAUCCUCCCCCUGGACAAUACACACUCUUCUCUCCUUCGCCCACCUCACCCAUCCCCAUGGUUCAGCUCCAAUCCCUGCUUCCUGACCCCUCAGCCAUCACGCCCAACUCUUCUAGUUCUCUUCUAGUUGCAGCCCGCUCUCACUUCCAGAAUCUGUCUCAGGAAGAGUAAGGUACUCAGGACUGCCAACAUCAGCCUUCUUGUACAGUCCUCUUACUUGUAGGAGAGGCCCUGGGAGACAACUGCAGCUAUACAGGCAUACCUCAUUUUAUUGCUCUUUGUAGAUACUGUAUUUUUUACAGAUUGGUUUGUGGCAACCCUGUGUUGUCAGAUGAUGGUUAGCAUUUUUUAGAAAUAAAGUAUUUUUUAAUGAAGGUAUGUGCAUUGCUUUUUUAGACUUGAUGC
Odocoileus virginianus texanus is the source of this 1597-nucleotide messenger RNA. RefSeq names its product thrombopoietin (gene THPO). Gene Ontology annotation, biological process: positive regulation of ERK1 and ERK2 cascade; thrombopoietin-mediated signaling pathway; positive regulation of hematopoietic stem cell proliferation. NCBI's taxonomy places the organism in Eukaryota, Metazoa, Chordata, Mammalia, Artiodactyla, Cervidae. The record is from RefSeq and is a predicted model, not a curated record. Gene Ontology annotation, cellular component: extracellular region. Gene Ontology annotation, molecular function: cytokine activity; hormone activity.